AUCAAACAAUAUGGCGGACGCGAUGGGAAUCGAAACAGUAUGUUACUUUUCAGGUCUUCCCAACGAAAUUGUUGAAAAGAUAAUGUCUUACUUGUCACCAUAUGGUGACUUAUGUGACGCUAAAUGCGUGUGUCGUUUGUGGUAUCGUUUGAUUUCUAGGAUUUGCAAUCAACGCAUACAAAAUUUUCGAGACGCUGUGAGAAGUGGUAAUUUACGUUUUCAAACAGUGAGCAUAAAGUCAAGAGAAUCACCUUUUCCACGGUUUUCCCACAGUUGUUGUAUCAUAGGAACUAAAAUGUAUAUAUAUGGAGGUUGCUCCUCAUCAAACAAGGCUUUUAAUGAUCUACAUUGUCUUGAUCUAAGGGAAGGGCGGUGGAAGAAGCUUCGUAGUUCAGGAUCUCCUCCUCCUCCGAAAGAAUGUGCAACUGUUGUGGCGUAUGAUAACAGAGAUAUUGUCAUAUUUGGUGGCUGGUGUCAGCCUGCCAGGACAGGAAUCAAUUCUGCAGCAAAAUUUUUUGAUGACUUGUACAUUUUUAACACUCAUAGUCAGACAUGGAGUUCACCUGCUGUUAACCUAAAUGGGCCACGGCCAUGCAAGAGAGCGGGACAUGCAGCUUGUGCCUUGGGUCACAGCAUGGUUGUGUUUGGAGGAGCUCAAAGACAUUUGAGGUCAGACUAUCUUUCAGUUUUAUGACCAGUGCAGUUGUGUGUAAAUUUGGGGGAGAUAGCCGUCGCUUCUUAGUUCAGAUAUCUUAACAAAAGUCAUGUAACUUGGACGCAUCAGGCAGUAUCAGUACUUCUCCGUACUAUUAAAAUGCUGAGUUGCACGAAAACAAUUUUAUUUGCCAUUCCCAUUCACACUUAGUAAGAUUAUUUCAGGCAUCCAGCAACAGCUGUCAACAACUGCAUACAUUCUAUGGUUUUCAGAAUGCAGUAGCAAAUUGUCUGGCUUGUAUUUAAGAGAAAAUAAGUGACCUUUUUUCCUGAUAGCUCUCCUAACUUUAAUCUCUAAAGAGGUGAAGGACCAACAAUGCACAGGUUUUGUCUUUUUAAGUAUAUUUAAUUGGGCCUUCAUUGACUACUGUAAUUUAAUAAGUAAUUUCAUAGGCCUAUGUGGCUUUGGUAUCAAAAGCAUUUUGAAGCCUGCAAUCUUGGUUUACAUUUCUGAAGAAGGUUGUGUGUUUGGUUCCCUGGGCAGCAUUUCUCCUAGGCACUUUUCUUUGGUUCCGUAUUGAUUAAGCAUGCAAUUAGUACCAUCAGAAUAUUGCUUUUUUUAUACUAUACAGUAAAUGUUGCUGCAAGCUCCAGGAAGAGAAGGAGUAGCUGAAAACAAGAUUUUAAAAUGUGUGAGAUGUGAGCCAGGUCACUGUCGCUAAUGCGUUUUUACCUGAACUUGUAAUUUUGUUAGGUUCAAUGAUGUUUGGGUUUUAGACAUGGUAAACAUGACAUGGAGUUGUCCCAGCAUAAGAGGAAAAAAACCAUCUGGAAGAUUUGGCCAUUCACAGGUAUUUCAAUGCCUCAAGCUGAUGUACUCCAAGAAAAAUUUUUUGCCUGCUUGUAAUGCAAUACAGUGGAUUUUUUUUCUUAAUUUACCUUUUCAGUAACAAAAUCACAGUAUUUAUCAUUAUUGGAGUAAUAAUCUUAUUUAUUGUAUGGACCAAGUGUUUUAUCAUAAAAUACACCACUCAUAAACAAAAUUCUAGGACCUUAGCAGCAAGUUUUCUGUAUCCUCACUAGUAAGGUUAUCAACAAUAUCACUAGCACUGAUAAUUUCUAAGGAACAAGAUAUACCUAAGGAAAAAACAAAUACAGUUUAAAAUUAUUGAAAAGUAAAGAAUAUUGUUUAAGAAAAAAAACUCCAAAAUAAUUAAGGAUAACAAUGACACUUCAGCCUUGCAAAAGUACCAGAAAUAUUCCCCUGUUUACCAAUAACAAGAGGAGGAAAUAAAUUUUUUUAAUUUGGGUCAGGAAAAGGGUGCAGUAGAAUAAAAGGGAGCAAACUGCUUCUAGUGGGAAUUCCAAAGGCCAGUAAAAAGUUAUUGCAUUAGCCUUUUUUUGAUAGCUUUUGCUUUACAAUGCUCAAAUUGUUGGAUGAUUUAAGGUGCUGUGUGGCCAGCCAAAUGCUAACCAUUGGGUAUAGUUUAUGGAGAGUAUUAAGUGUUGUACCUUAAAGCAAUUUCAUCUUUUUCACUCAAUCUCUAUACUUGUUCUCAAAAUAUCAUAUUAAUUUACCAUUUUGUAUCUUUGUGUUUGGGCUUGUGUUAUCUCUUUAUAUAGGUUAAAAUCUUUUUAAGCUUUGAAAAAAAAAUGAAUUUUGACUUGGUUUGAUCUUCUUUAGAUGGUGUUAGAUGAUCACACAGUACUUAUGAUUGGUGGAUGUGGUGGACCAAACUUGGUGAGAACCAAAUGCUAAUUGGUAUAGUUUCAUAGUAUUUACAAUAUUUCUUUAGAAAAAACUUCACAUAAGUUGAAAAAUUAAAUCUAUCAAGAAAUUGAAUUAGUAGAUUUUUGAUCAUUGGAAACCCAUCUUGAUGACCUUAAAAUGAGACUUGUUUAAUUAAUUUAACAUUAAUUUAGAGGCUGUUGGCACCUAUCAUUACUGUGUUGGUUUUGUGUGGCUCUAUUCUUAAAUUUAAGCAAAUAGGCAGAAGUCUCUUUAAGUAUCCAACUGCACAAAGUAGAGUAUAAUAAUGUGUAAAGAGAGUACAAAUAUCCUGCAAUAUUGUAUGGUUAUUUGGACUGUUGGUUAUUUUGUACUGUAAAAAUCCUGUUUAACCAGUUGGCUGUGUAUUCUAUGCUUCUCAAUUUGCUUUGCUUUUCCUGCCUUAUGAGAAAUGAACAGAGAGACUUAGCUUGAAAAAAGUAGUCAGAUAAUAAAAAACUUAUUAGACAUUUUGGUAUGUAGUGUCACUUGGCAUUUUGACUUGUUGUUUGUAUUUUGACUCACCCUACAGUCUUGCAAAAUACAACACAACUCGUAAAGAUACUCAGCAAUACUACACACCAAAACGUCUAAUAUGAUGCAUUUAUUUUCCAAUUUUCUGCUUGGAAAGUAUUUCCCAAACCUUGUAAGCAGCUUGAGCCUUCAGUAACAUGUACCUCCAUUACCAUCAACUUUCCCUUGGGGGCUACACAACUUGAGAAUAAAUUUCAUGAGAGCUAUCAAUAAUGGUUAAGAAUAUGAGACCUAGAAGCUGUUUUGUAACAUUUUUGGUUUAUUUUCAGCCCACAUAAGUUGUAUUUAUUUAUUUGUGCACUUGUUAAUAAUGUGCUUCAAGUUGAAGAGAUAUUUUUUUACUUUGAGUAGUCCAUUGAAGUCAAUUGUGAUAGUGUUUGUUUAUAAGGUUCAUUUUUCCAUUUUAGUUAUUUGGGGAUGUUUGGAUUCUGGACACAAAUGAAUGGAUCUGGCAAGAGUUGGAAGUGAAGAACCGUCAGUGGGAAGCUCCCCAGUUAUGGUGUCAUCCUGCAGUCUACAUCAAGGACACAGUUCUUGUGUUUAGUGUACCUCGCCAUCAAGGACAUGUACUCUCUCCUGAAGGCAGUCUUGGAGCUGGGCAGAGGCCAGGUCUUGACGGAUUUUUGCCCAUGCAAACAUUUGUUUUAGACUGUAGUCAAAUACGCUCACAUUUUUCAUGUUCUUGGAAACCUCCUCCAGAAAUGCAGUGCUCUCUUCCUGCUACUUCUUUACAUUCUGUUGUGGUUGCUAGAGGGGAGAUUAUUAUCUUUGGUGGCAUGUUCACAAGAUGGUCAGAGUCUAGUCCAGAGACAAGCAGUAAUCUUGUAACUAUUUCUGCUACUAUCUAA
Messenger RNA from Pocillopora meandrina, 3804 nucleotides. The record is from the annotation of a GenBank genome assembly. Lineage: Eukaryota; Metazoa; Cnidaria; Anthozoa; Scleractinia; Pocilloporidae.